Mytilus californianus (California mussel) is the source of this 1592-nucleotide messenger RNA. RefSeq lists its product as uncharacterized. Lineage: Eukaryota; Metazoa; Mollusca; Bivalvia; Mytilida; Mytilidae. The record is from RefSeq and is a predicted model, not a curated record. The transcript is spliced from 4 exons. The coding region runs from base 455 to 1399 and encodes 314 amino acids. Gene Ontology annotation, molecular function: ATP-dependent protein folding chaperone; ATP binding.
CUAGAAAACCUGACAAAUACUCCAACAUUGGAUACAGUAAAUAAAAAACGGCCAAUAUCAAAAUAAAUAAAUAAUUAAAACCCAUUUGAAUAAUUUUUUUAAGAAUUUUAACUGGAUAAAACAAUAACUAAACAAUUACUUUUUCUGAAUAUUUAAGGUACUAAUACCCAUCAAUGCAGUAGUCAAUAUUGGUUUGACUUAUUCGGCAAGUGCCUUUUUUUUACCUGAUUCAACAAAGGAAAAAAGAAAAUCUUCCCUGCUAACAUGGUCUACAAAAGAACGAGGUCAACUCAAGUAUACGUCUACAGCAAUCUUAUUCAAUAAAGACAAAUCUACUCACAGCAUUGGAUUCGAAGCAGAAGAAUAUUUUUAUAAGAAAAUACAAAAGAAGGAUCGUAAAAAUUGGUUCUUUUUUCCAACCUUAGUGUCGACACUUUGGGAACAAGAGGAAAUAAUGGAGGGAAAUAUCAAAAUAAGAAUUGCACAGAACAGACACAAAAUGAAAGCUGUUGAUGUUAUUGCUGCUUUUAUCAGCAAAAUAAAACUCAAGUUUCAUACAGAGCUAAAUCAAGAAUGUACCACAUUUACAAUUGACAUGUUGACGUUAGUUGUACCAGCUAUUUUGAAAGACAAGGAAAAACGUCUCAUUACGAAAGCCAUUGAAAUGGUGGGAAUCUCAAGUAAUUUUAUUUUAUUAGAAGCACCUGAAGUUGUACUUAAAUUUUACACUCAACAUUCUUCAAACUUAUUUAACAAAGAAGGCCCUGAAUUAAAGAAGAGCUAUACGUGUGUUGUUCUGGAUGUUGAAGAUACAUCAUUUACCUCAACUGUAAUGGAAGUUAAACAACAUACUUACACAAUGAAAACUACUGUGUUUAGUCAAUAUGGAGGUAUUUCUGAGGAUUUGUUUGGAUUAUUCACUUGUUUAUUUACUAAAGAGGUUACACAACAUUUAAAAAAAAAACAUCCGUUUGACUACAUGAAACCCCUUCACAAUUUUCAAUUGCAAUUGGAACAUAUUCAAGGAGACGAAAAAGUUAAAAUACGAAUUCCGUGGAAAUGGUUUGAUCGUUAUAAACACACCAAAGGCACUUCAAUAAUUAAAGCAAUAAAAAAAUCUACUUUCUCGUCUGAUGUAGAAUUUGUAUCAGACAAAGUGAAGAUAAGUAAUGAACUAUUUAAGGAGAAAUUCGUCAAUUUAACAACAUAUAGAUAUCAAGUAUUAGCAAAGAUUCUAGAUGAAUCGGUUUCUGAAAUUGGCGUUUUGUAUAUUGUUGGAGAACAUAUUGACAAUAUGUUUGUUAAUGAUUUGAAAAAAAGAUAUCCUAACUUUACAAUAUUUGCAGAAGAUCCAAAAGAUGUUAUUCUAAAGGGUGCAAUUAUGUUUUGGAAUGAAUGAUUGUCGAAAUGUAUAAGUGCACAUUCUAUAUUUAAGGGAAAUUCUUUUUUUAAAUUGCUGUAACAAUUGUCAAACUUAGCAAAACAUUUUAAAUUACGGAAUGCAUAUCACGUAUGUAUGGCCCUUUUUUAUUAACAACGUUUAGUAAUGUUUUCGGUCCUACACUAUUCAUUCUAUUAAAUUGUUAAUUUUA